Molecule: messenger RNA, 4436 nt
Organism: Liolophura sinensis
Lineage: Eukaryota; Metazoa; Mollusca; Polyplacophora; Chitonida; Chitonidae
Product: glycoprotein 3-alpha-L-fucosyltransferase A-like
Exons: 2
Coding region: 540-1775 (411 amino acids)
Cellular component (GO): membrane
Molecular function (GO): fucosyltransferase activity
Source: RefSeq, a predicted model, not a curated record
CUGCAACACACUUCUCUACACACACAAAAAGCCGUACACUGGUACAGACGGGUUGGUAUUACUUUUUUAUUUAUCUGCCCCGACUUCUUCCAUUGCCGUGCACAAUGCACUGAGUAUACAGCGAAGCUUUCUGGCCUCAGUCAUGUGACUGACCGUGAUAUGUUUUGCCGGGUCGUCGGCUAUCUGUAUGUGUAUAGGCUAAUGGUAAAAAGCCGCUUGUCCCAUUUUCCUUUGAUAACAACCUUAAUUUGCAGUAUAGGGCCUACAUGUAUAGGGGUGUGUGUGGACAUGUGAUGAACACACGGACGCGCCCCGGCUGUAGCGCCCGAGUCUAGCUACCACCGCACCUGAGUGUGUAACAGCCAGGUAGAGUAGGGCGGGUAUGUAAUCCCAGCCGGACCCAGCGCCCAACGUUCCCACGGGGGUCUAAUGAUGGAACAGGUGGGAAUGAAGGCGGUGUCAGGAACGUGAUGACAUUCGCUCUUCUGUGUACAGUAUAGGGAGCGUCACACAACCGGCGUUAAAGUUGUGAGGCCAUAAUGAGACUUCACCUGAGGAGGGCGUUGUUAUUCCUGAGUGUCCUGGCUCUGGUCAGUGUCCUGUCUCUCCACCUCUUACAGUCUGACACAUCCUGGCUUUUGGGUUUACCCGGUCAGAGAUUUUUGACGAAAGCCAGACAUUUCCAGGCUGGUUUCCCAACCACUUUGGAGCCGAAGCCGAACGUCUGGGAAAUCAACGAAAAGAGCGAUCGCAUCAUUGAACAGAUAAACUUCAAACCAAAAAACUAUGAGAAAACCAUGCUAAAGAACACGACAAAACCUAAACUGAUCUACAUCCACGGCGGAAUUGGCGACUUUAAUGCCAAACUAGGCAAAAAGGAAUUCCAGCGACAAGAGUGUCGCGUGCAGAACUGUUAUCUUACAAUCUCCGAAUUAGACGCUGCUAAAGCCGACGCCAUUCUCUUUAGACAGACUGUGUCUCUGGCAUUGUCAGACCGACUAGCUACUCCACAUCAAGUCUGGAUAUAUUUCACCUUGGAAGCUCCGUACUCUCUGCCAAGCUUCGAAGGACUAGAGAACAUUUUCAACUGGACAGCCACCUAUCGGCGAGAUUCCACGAUAGUUGCCCCCUAUGAAAAAUGGACGCCCUUUGACCCCCCUGUGGAUAGUCCGUCUGUCGACCGGAAUUUUGCCGCGGGAAAAACUAAGCAAGUGGCCUGGUUCGUCUCGAACUGUGGUGCGAAUAACAACAGAUUGGAAUACGCCCAUGAGCUUGGCAAGCACAUCGAUGUGGAUAUUUUUGGAUUUUGCGGCAAUAAUGACUGUCCCAAGUUCAAUCAGGAUUGCUGGGAGAGGCUCAAUGAAGACUACAAGUUCUACUUAGCAUUCGAAAAUGCCAACUGCCGUGACUAUAUCACUGAGAAGUUCUUUCAGAACGGAUUAGGGUAUGACGUCAUUCCAAUUGUCAUGGGAGCUCAUCCUGACGAUUAUCGCAAAGUGGCGCCACCACACUCCUACAUCAGCGUGGAAGACUUCGAAGAUCCGAAAAGCUUGGCGGAAUAUUUGAUCAAACUUGACAACGACGACAAAAAAUACAACCAGUACUUCCGGUGGAAGGGAACUGGGAGAUUUAUCAACACCAAAUUUUGGUGCCGAGUUUGUGCUUUACUCAAUGACGAAGAUAAGCCGACAAGAAUUAUCGGUAAUUUCCAGGAAUGGUGGAAUGGCGAAGGGAUAUGUCGCCGAACCCCAUGGACGUCUAAGCGAAAGUUUUAAUUGAUCACAUUAGAUGAUCUGCUACUGAGUAUCCAAAACACUUCCAUAAAUCUUGCUUUUGAUGACAUUUUUAGAGUUUAAUUAGUAUAAAUGUAGUGGCAAUUUUUGAGUUUUAUCGGCUCGAACAGUUUUAUUAUCAUUUAAUGUGAAGUCAACAUUUCCAUGCAUGACACAUCACUAUUACUCUGCAGAUCAGUGGAUGUGUAGUCAACGUUACGUUCCUUUAGUAUACCCGUCUGCUGCAAUACAUGUACAAUCAUAAAGUUAGAUGCCGCUCUUUUGUAUCGGAGCAUGUGACAACCUCUUCGUAACAAAAAUGCAUGGUCGUAGUCAAGUCGGCGGACACUAUCAACCAAACAGAUUUGAUUAGAUCCCAUCCGUAUUGCUGGUGCGAACUGCGUCUGAAUUUAGCAGAGUGGGUAGUCAAAGGAACGUAGCCUACAUAUCCAUGCUCUGCCGGGUAAAUCUUUUUUAUAUUCGUUUAAAUGAGGGAUAUAGCAUGCAUAGUUGUGUAAAGAUGUGUCCUUCAUAUAGUGUCUGUAUAUGUUUGUGACAUGUUGAAUCACUUACACGUCUUUGGACACCGAUUAUAACCAGAAUCCGGAUGUGCCAACAUGUAUUCUGAAAGAAUGCUACUUUCAUAAUAUUUUGAUGUGCUCUGUUACGAGAUUAGGCCAAUAUUUGUAUAUAUAUGGCUUGAACGCUUUUCAGGACCGCAACUGACCCAGUCCUCUAAAAAGUUGAUCUCCUCGCAGCCGAUCGGCUCCUUACCAAUGAGGUUGCCGGAACGAAUCCUGCUCUCGUUGGUUGGGCUGUGGUUUUGAUGAGCCAGGAGAUUUGUCAGGCACAUGGGAAACGGUGUGAUUUCCUCCGGCUUCCUCCACCAAUAAAACUGACUACCGUCGUAUUAAGUGGAACAGACAUGAGUACGGCGUUGAACACCAGUCAAAUAUAUAAUCGCUCUUCAACGACUCAUCACGUGACCUUUUGACAAGAAAAUUGCAUGAAGAUUACGAUCCGGCUUAUAUUAACAUAACGUAUAUUUCGUAUCUAAGUCACCGUAUCUAAGUACUUAUUGGAGGGAAAACCCGAUUUCCGUAAGGUGAUCAUGAGCAAGGCAAUGUUCUUAACGGAAUAAUAAGUAUUAACUCGCUUUGAAGCGAGCGGCGUUAUCUAUCCCUCUUGUCGUCAGAGUCUGUAGCUAUGGUUACUAGAUUUGCGCUAAUGACACGCCCCUAUUCUAGAUCAGAGUCUCAUUCAACUUUAUCAACCCAUCCAAUCUUCUAUUUCCCUCCCUCUACAGAAUCUGAGGUAGCGAUGAAACGAGAUAAUAUAAAACAACAGAGUGGAGCUCUCCUGAAUUUUCUGUGUUUUGAAGAUCUAAUUUAAAAGUUGGUGUCAGCUAGCUUUAUUCUGUUGAUCAGACGCCAAAAAAAAAAAAACAGGACCAUAUUCAUCAGAAUUAAUUUAAUUUGUUCGCUUAUUUCUUUACUAUUUUUGUGGGACAGAGACUGUAAGGGGCUAAACAGUUCAUCAGUGUGAGACUCUGAGCUAGUUCACGAAGUCUGGUCUGACCCUAUGUGUUAUACGUAUGGUAUAGGGUUAUUAUGUGGUGCAUGUUGACAUUCUGUUUUGCACUGGUCAUCAGAGCUGAUUUACCAGGAAGUGCACCGUAGGGCGCUAACUACAUCUAUUGCCUCAUCAUCUGGUCUAAUCAUCAUUGUUUUCACGGGGCCUACCAUAUGCCAUGAGGACAUUGAGGUCACCUGACUAAUUAAGCCACGCCGAUUAUAGGUUAAUUAUAACGUUGCUAGUGUAACUCAAUCAGACAACAGGCUGGUGUUAUUACACUGGGGGUGCAUGUUGUUCUGCCAACCUGAUGACUCGGUGACAAUUGCAGCGUCAUGCUCAACUAUUCCUACACAUGGUAACCCAUUCCCGUACAUGUGUCAUUAUUGCUGUGCACGUCUGUUUUACCAGCACUAACGCUUUAAAUGCUCUGGCUGAAUUGUAUGUGUGUGUAAGUAUGAAUGUAUGUAGGUCAGUAUCUAGCUUAUAAUAAAUUGUCUAAAUACGGGAGCCCUUGAUCUAUGAGGGGACUAAAAUUUACCAAAUUUACCUAUAGUCCUUUACCAAUGAGGCUGUUACGUCUUCGAAGCCAGCUGUAUCUUGUACAGCUGAAUGCGGCCUUAUAUUAUGUAUGUAUGUAUGCUGGGUAUUUAACGUCGUACUUAACAAUUUUUCAGACAUAUGGCGACCAGGAGUCAUUAGGUGUGUCUUCUUGUGGCAGAGCGAGCCCAUGCCGCCAAAGUGCUGCCGCCACUGAAGUACCACGCCGAAGACACCAGACAUGACGCCCCACCCAGUUACAUUAUAUUCACACCGGGCCAACCAGUCAUGUUUCCUUGCUAUAACCGGUCAGUGUUGAGCGCCAAGCGAGACAGCAGCAAGUUGCAUUUUUAAAGUAUGACACGACCCGAGUCUGAUCUGUCUCCUGUCUUCGAGGUAGACCGCGCUAACCAUUAGGUUACCCUAAUUAUUCUAAAAUUUGGGACAGAUAUUAGUUGUGUUGAAAGUAAAAUAUUACAUUUCUUUAACAUACUUUUGGAAAAGUAAAAAUAUGAGCGUGUUGUUCAUUAGAUGGUCUGUGUAAGGAAAAAG